CUUUACGAACGGCUCUAUAAGUUAUAGAUGCGAUUUCUCUUUAACUCUCACUAGCCAAUCAUAGUUCUCUAAAUCAGUUAAUGAUAAAAUAGUGCAGAGGCGGAGCUAAAAGUUAAAGGAUCUGGCCCCUUUAAGUUAUAGAGCCACUCGUAAAGGAUAUUUGUGUACCCUUACUGCGCCUUAGAAAGAUUUGAUUUGCGUUGUAGUUUGUACCAAAGCUUUAUUGUAGAACUAAUGGGUUCUUGCUGUUGUGCGAAGUGCUGUAGUGUUUUCCUGCAAAGCUUUUUCCCAUAUCCUGGAAGACGGAUAAACGUGUUAUUCAAGCUGCCAACAUGGCCGGAAUGAUUUUUUCGCUGGGAACGAUGCCGCGAUAUCAGAGGAUGUUCACGGAUGUCAACCAGAUUAGCUGCCAGAACACAGUCCUCGUGCGCAACGACGACGACAGUUGGUGGCUGGGGUAUAUUCAGGAGAUGGACGGCGACCAAGUCUUUAUCUACUUUGACUCCACAAAGAUCAGAGCGCGGUGGAUUCACCUAAGAUCUAUCUGGUCAUUCCCAUUUUACUGGACCAAGGACGCUCGUGAUAAGCAAUUAGGAGGCUCCUAUAACGUUCCAGUUUUUGUGGCACUCCGAGACGAAGACAACGGACCAUUUUGUUUCCGCCCAGCCGUAAUGUUGCGGCCUUUAUGGUGUUGUGAGUUCUUGUAUGGAAUAUGCUUCAUCAGAACUGAUGGUGGCAUGGAUAACGCUUACGGACAGAGACCUCGUUUGGAGUUGGUUGACCACGGCCAGGUUGUCUAUCAGUUACCGCCCACGGGGCCAUCCUUAUUCGAGCGUCGCAGUGGUUUGAUUUUCACCAAACACUUCAUCCCGUUGGCCAGAGCACAAGCCCUUCUGGGAGAUGCUUCCGACAAGUUCCGGAUCGUCAAACAUCUUUGCACGGCUCUAAGGGAAGAGUUGCGCUUACCGUGCCCGUCGGCGUCUUGCCGGUUUCAUCUGCGAAUUCAAGAAGAUUGCUCCGUGAUUAUUAUUAUCGGGUGCACAACGGACCCUUUAAGACCGCCACUGACGACUUCUUUGUUGUUGAAAGUUCUGGAAACGCAUCUGACCAGCCGUGCUGAACUGCCACCUAUCGCUAACCGAAUGUUUUGUGCAAGCGAAAGCGUCCCGUUUGAAGAAGAAGACGAGCUGCUCCUGACUGCUUCCAUCCGUGAUCUGACCCCUUCGCUUCUAAGUGAAAUAUUUAUCCAUUUGGACUUGCAUUCCCAAAUGAGGACCAAACGGGUAUGCGCUUUGUGGCAGUUGCUACUCAGCAGUCCCCGCAUGGCGGAGCACAUCAGCAUCUCGUUUGAAAGCUGUUGGCAUCUGAAGGUGGACAACGGAAACUGCUACAAAGCGGCCACUCUCCUCUGCCGCUCAAUCAAUACUACCACAGUAAGCCUCACAAUAUUGCGAGUUCCCCCGCCAAACCACAGGUCAUUUUUGAACACGUUGCUUAAAACGAUGGAAACUAAACUUUCCUUGAUCGUGUUCAAAGACCACACUUACAACGAGGAGCCUAAAGGGACUCUACAUGAUCAGCAGCAAUCUCGGUUGAAACAUACAGCCAUGAUCGAGCUAACCAUAUAUAAGCACACCUGCAACUACGUCGUGCUGCACAAUUGGAAAGUUUCCGUUCUUUUCGGCCCCCUAAUGUACCAAGUAUUUGAACUACCUUCUUACCGAGAGCACUCUGACGGUGUUACCGCGAUGCGCCGUCUCCCAGCACACGAGUGGGAAUUCAUGAAACGUCUUACAAGGCACUCUCACGAACUGAAUAUCGACAAUCUGCAGAUCCGCAUUCCGAGGCUCCUUCUCAAAUGCAGCGACGGCAAACUGCACAUGGCCAGCCGCUUCAUGUGCGCCCUCAAUGACAACUUCCCGCCGGUCACUGCGGACAUGCUGACAAAGGUCACCACUGUCCAUGAUCGCUGGGUGCGCAGCUUGGCGUAUCCGGAUGAUUGGCAAGCCAUUCGCAACUUUCUCCGACUGUUCAGCGGGUUUCAGCCAGACGGGAGACCGCAAAUGUGGAACGAUGUUGACUUAAGGCUGCUGGAUAUAACAAAGUUAAGUAAAAUGGCUGUGUAUGGAAUAGACGAGCUGUUUCACGUGUGAACCCUGCAUCUGGAUCAUCGCCUGCGUCGAGAGGAAAGCAAACCGGACGUUGGAUCAGCAGACGUUAAAAAAAAGGCUAUGGUGGUUUCGACCGGACGUUAAAAAGGCUAUGGUGGUUUCGACCUAUGCACUAAAGAAAUUAGAAAUGCUUGCAAAAUGCAGAUGGUAUCUAAGGCAGCGUUUGUGGCUUGGUUAUUUGGCACAGUAAUGACGGCAAUCAUACAAUAAUCUUUGGUCUGACCAUUGCAGCUUUAUGCUUUUGAGUUAUUUUAACUUUCCACUACAGAAAAAUUUGAAAUUUACAUGCUUUUACAAUAAUGUUAUUAGGUCUAAAGGGUAUCAAUAUUAAAAAAUACAACCUUUAUUGCGAUUUCGUCCCAA
Molecule: messenger RNA, 2534 nt
Organism: Paramacrobiotus metropolitanus
Lineage: Eukaryota; Metazoa; Tardigrada; Eutardigrada; Parachela; Macrobiotidae
Exons: 6
Coding region: 333-2153 (606 amino acids)
Molecular function (GO): protein binding
Source: RefSeq, a predicted model, not a curated record